Messenger RNA from Oryza brachyantha (malo sina), 3228 nucleotides. RefSeq names its product pentatricopeptide repeat-containing protein At1g03540. The coding region runs from base 112 to 1992 and encodes 626 amino acids. Lineage: Eukaryota; Viridiplantae; Streptophyta; Magnoliopsida; Poales; Poaceae. Gene Ontology annotation, molecular function: protein binding; RNA binding. Gene Ontology annotation, biological process: RNA modification. The transcript is spliced from 4 exons. The record is from RefSeq and is a predicted model, not a curated record.
UUUGCAGGUCGUUUCUCUCGCUCGCUGGCCUUCGUCGCCGCGCGCCGCGUUCCUCCGCGGAAACGAACACGAUGCGGUGACUCCGCGCCGGCGCCGGCGAAACCGGCCACGAUGCCCCCGCCGAGGCCACCCACGCCCGCGGCGGCGCACCUCGACGUCCUCCGCCUCAUCGACUCGGGGGACCUCCAGGCCGCGGCGCGCCUGGCGGCCGCCGCGCGGCCCUCCUCCCCGGUCUCCCUCGCCGCCGUGCUCCUCCGCCACCCUCCGCCGCGGCUCGGGUACUGCAUCCACGCCCGAGCCGCGCGCGGGGGGCUCCUGGCGGACCGGUACCUCGCCAACGCCCUGCUCUCCUUCUACGUCCGCCUCCCGCGCCACCUCCCGCACGCGCUCAGGGCGUUCGACGACCUGCCCCGCCGCGACGUCGUCGCGCACUCGUCGAUCCUCGCGGCGUUCCUCCGGGCGGGGAUGCCCCGGCGCGCGCUCGCCUCCCUUAGGUCCAUGCUCGCCGAAGCCGACGACGUCUCGCCCAACGCCCACGCGUUCUCCGCCGCCGUCAAGGCCUGCUCCGUGCUCCGGGACCGCAAUGCGGGCGCGUGUCUCCAUGGGAGCAUUCUCGUUCGGGGGUUCGGCGACGACGACAUCGUGCUAAGCGCGCUGGUGGACAUGUACGGCCAUGCGUCCGCCCCCAGUGACGCACAGAAGGCGUUCGAGGAAAUGCGCGCACCAGACGGGAUAUGCUACACGUCGUUGAUAUCUGCCUUUGUUCGGAAUGACUGGUUCGAGGAGGCUGUGAGGUGGUUCCGGUCUAUGCUGAUGAUGAAUGGGGUUAGGCCAGAUGGCUGCACUUUUGGUUCGAUGAUGACGGCACUGGGGAACUUGAAGAGGGAGAACCAGGGAAGGCAGGCACAUGCUCAGGUGGUGACCCGUGGUCUGUGUGGAAAUGUGAUCGUGGAAAGCAGCACACUGGACAUGUAUGCCAAGUGUGGGUCCAUGGUGGAGGCUCGCAAGGUAUUUGACAGAAUGCUAGUAAGGAAUGAAGUUUCAUGGUGUGCACUGCUUGGAGGCUAUUGCCAGAAUGGGGAGUAUGAGAAGGUUGUUGCAUUGUUCAGGGAAAUGGAUAAGAAGGAUGGCGACUGGUAUAGCUUGGGGACUGUUCUACGGGCAUGUGCUGGCCUAUCUUCGGUAAAACCAGGAAAGGAGAUCCAUUGCCGUUUUUUGAGGAUGGGAGGGUGGAGAGACGUGGUUGUUGAAUCUGCACUUGUGGACCUAUAUGCAAAAUGUGGCGCAGUGGACUAUGCAUAUACCGUUUUUGAAGCAAGCACUGUCCGUAACACAAUUACUUGGAAUGCUAUGAUAGGUGGUUUUGCACAGAAUGGCCAUGGUGAACGAGCUAUCAAUUUGUUUGAUCGGAUGGUCAGGGAAGGGCCCAGACCUGAUUACAUCAGCUUUGUUAGUGUUCUUUUUGCCUGUAGUCAUACUGGAAUGGUUGAGCAAGGAAGGAAAUACUUCAACUCUAUGAGCAACAACUAUACCAUCGCUCCUGGAAUUGAACACUACAAUUGUAUGGUUGACCUUCUUAGCAGAGUUGAGCUUCUAGAAGAGGCCGAAGAUUUGAUAAACAAGUCACCCUUUAGGGGUGAUUCUUCCUUGUGGGCCGCAAUCCUCGGUGCUUCUGCAACACAUUCUAACCCAGAUGUAGCAGAAAGGGUUGCAAAGAAAAUGAUGGAGUUGCAGCCGCAGUAUCAUUUGAGCUAUGUUCUUCUUGAAAAUGUGUACAGAACAGUAGGACGAUGGGAAGAUGCUUUAGAGAUAAGAAGGCUGAUGGAAUCAAGAAAAGUGAAAAAGGAACCUGGAAUGAGUUGGAUUGAUGCGAACAGAAGCAAAUUGUGUGUAGGCGAUGUUGAUGAGGCUGCUUCAGCUUCAGAACUUGUAGCCUCUAAGGAGAUUGAUAUUUAUCAGGACAGUGCAUAUAAUUUUCAUGGCUCUGCUUAAUGGAUUCAGAUUAAGGCACUCUGUAUAUUUUUCAUGACUUUGCUUUCUUGGUGAUUCUAACAUUUGAGACUCCGUUUUAAUGGCCAUGUGCCAUUUCUGAACUGCUUGGCCUGGAUGAAUUCUACCAUGGAUUAUUCUAAGAAGGCCCUACUGUUAUGAUCUGCUACUGAAAACUGACAACACCCUGCACGUUUCUAAGUUCAGCCCAUCAAUGAUAGAAACCAUGAAUAACCGCCUCAGCAAAGACAGUGUUACCCUGUUGACAGCAUCUGGUUAAUGCUAGUGCAUCGUCAUAGACUUUUUAUGUGUGAUAGGCUAGGACAGGAUGGCCUCAGCUACCAUGGGGAUGGAACUGUGAGACAAGCUGUCCACAACUAUUGGCUUCUUUUCAUAUGGACGGGAUUUGUGAAGCCUACGGAACUAUAUUAAGGAGUUGAUAGUUAGCUCAUGGAGUGGUUUUUCAGGGAACUCUAUUGUGAGCUUGACCUGAUCAUAAUACACUGCCGAAUAGCUGAUUUGGAGCUUGAAAUGACCGAGGAGGAAUGGAUGAUAUUUGAUAAUUUGGUAUGCUAAGAGAGUAAGAGAUAGAGCUCUCACUGUGUGGCUGUGACCAAUUGAUCUGUUGGUACUCGAAGAGGCAAUGGAGACACACUUCUGGCCUACCUAUGUCAAUGAUGCUUCAUCUUAGAUCUUGGAGUGCAGGCCUCCAGCUGUUAGAAUUCUACUCCUUGUUCUCCUGGUUACCAUAUGUGCUGGAUUAAACUAGGCAACAAGGGGAAAACUCCAUCCAUUCGGACUUGGUUGAAGCAGAGUCAAACUGGUAAGAACUCUGCCCCUAUUCUCGGUCCCUACUGAAACCCAUAAAUUUAAAGCAGGUUGAAUUUCACCUUCAAUAGAUCUUGAUCUGAGACCAUGCUUAUGUGCUGGUGGAUGAACCGACACUUCCACAGCAAUCAGCAGUCGCAUUGCAUUUGCACGCAUUCAAGUACAGCAUUUGCACGCAUUAAGUACAUGUAACUACAACUCUUUUUUUUGUUAUAAUAUAUUUUGGUUUUUUUUAUAUUUAUUUAUGAACCAAUGUAUAUGCUAUAUAUAUAUGACCGGAUUCAUUAGUAUCGACAAAAACAUGUUAUAACCUGAAACGGAGCUAAUACGUAAUAGCUAUGAACUUGUGACCAUGAAAAUUUGUUUAACAUGUGCGGGUAGACAAAGCAUGAGAGUAAGGAAAAGAAAAAG